This is a messenger RNA of Exophiala aquamarina CBS 119918, 1155 nucleotides long. RefSeq lists its product as uncharacterized. The record is from RefSeq and is a predicted model, not a curated record. The transcript has 5 exons. The annotation marks the transcript as partial. Gene Ontology annotation, molecular function: FAD binding. NCBI's taxonomy places the organism in Eukaryota, Fungi, Ascomycota, Eurotiomycetes, Chaetothyriales, Herpotrichiellaceae.
CACAUGGCAAAGCUGAAGCCGACACGCAUCAUCGUUGUGGGCGCUGGCCCCGUGGGGUUAUUGACGGCACUUAUGCUCGGUCAAAGUGGCUGCGAGGUAGAGGUGUUAGACGCUGCCAUGGGCAUUGAUCCUCGGCCACGAGGUGCGGCUUAUGGUCCCCCUGCUGUCAGAGUUCUUCGACGCGCCGGUGUCCUCGAUAAAGUUCGUGCAGUAGGUUUUGAGGCUAGAGAUAUGUGUUGGAGGGAGCUUGGGGGAAAAUACAUUGCUGGCUUCUCGAGGCUAGAAGAUCCUGGCUUUGACGACCGGUCAAUAGUCUUACCUGUCCACCUUCUGGCGAGCCUCCUGCACGAGGAGGUAAAAGCCUUAGCAAAUGUCAAGCUGCACUGGGGCCAUAGCUUUGUUGGUUUGAUCCAGGAUGAGAGUCAGGUGACGGUACAGGUUGAAACCAGCCAAGGUGGUCAACCUACCAUCACAUCUCUCGUCGCUGACUUCGUUAUUGGUUGUGAUGGGGCUCGGAGUGCGGUCAGAAAGGCACUUUUCAAGGACUCAUUUCCCGGUUUCUCGUGGGAUGUUCAAAUCGUGGCAACCAAUAUACGAUACGACGGUUUCAAAAAGCACGGGUGGUCCGAUGUGCAAUGGAUCAUUCACCCCGAGCAUUGGUUCUUAGCAUGUCGGUUGGACAACACGGACUUGUGGCGAGUUGCUUACGGCGUGCCCUUUGAUAUCAACGACGAGCGCCUGAGACAAGAGCUGGCCGCAAAGUUCGAGACAAUCCUGCCAGGAAAUCCAAAAGAAGGGCAAUACGAGCUGCUCAGAUGGAGUCCUUUCAUCAUGCAUCAACGUUGCGUCGAAAGGAUGCAGGUAGGUCGAGUAUUGCUGGCUGGAGAUGCUGCGCACCUUUGCAAUCCGAUGGGCGGCCUUGGCCUGACGGGCGGCCUGGCUGACGUCGGCAGUCUUGUGGAUUGCAUUCGAGGCAUUCAUGAGGGUAGAGCAAGCCUUAAAAUUCUCGAGGUAUAUUGUCAGAAACGGCGAGCGAUCUAUCACAAUUUCAUCGACCCAGUGUCAACAGCCAAUCUGAAUCGAUGUAGGCAGGAGGCAUCAGGGGCUUUGAAGAAUGAUGAAGUCCUCAAGAUGAUCAAGAUAGCCUCUGAGGAC